This is a messenger RNA of Momordica charantia (bitter melon), 1981 nucleotides long. RefSeq names its product putative protein phosphatase 2C 49. NCBI's taxonomy places the organism in Eukaryota, Viridiplantae, Streptophyta, Magnoliopsida, Cucurbitales, Cucurbitaceae. Gene Ontology annotation, molecular function: protein serine/threonine phosphatase activity; cation binding. The record is from RefSeq and is a predicted model, not a curated record. Gene Ontology annotation, biological process: protein dephosphorylation.
AAUUCCCCCCUUUAUUGCACAAUAAUUUGAACACAUUAAUAAAAUAAACAACAAAAAUAACUUAAUUUCCACGUCGGCGCGUGGGAAGAUAAAGAACCUUCCCCUCAGUCGCUAGAAAAUUCUGCCACGGUCCUACGUCACUCAUACCCAUACCCGCUCCAAGAAGGAAAAAAAAUAAUAAAAAUAAAAAAACAAAAAUAAAAAGUCAACGCGAUUCAAAGGGAGCGCAUUUAAGUAAUUUCACAAAAGCAAAACCCAGCCACGUGUCGACGUGAAAACGUUACCGUGUGUUCACGGGGCAAGUCCCGGUAACGGCGUUACGUGGUUCCGUCUCCUUCCACGAAUUUACUCUCACCCGCGGCGGCUGCUUCCCGUCUUCUCCACUGACUUCUAUAUAUUCUUCUUCAUCGCCGACCUGUACGAAAAAAUUUUCCGCCACAGACCAAAAAAUUCCCGAUUACACCAAUCACAAAUUUCCACAACAAAAGAAAGAAUCUCAACUUACCCUUCUGAUUACACGAUCUCGAUUUCGAAGUCCGAUCACGAGGAGCCGAUCAUCCCUGGUUUCCGUUUCUGGUUAAUGUGAAAAAGGAGAAAAAACAAAUAUGGUAGCAGAAGCUGAGGUUGUUGUUUGCCCGAAGAGCCUCCCGGUUUUGGAGGUGCAGUAUUUCGAUCAAAUUGAGUCGAUCGGCGACGCGAUUUCGCCGACUCUCGACCGAGUUCGAGCUUCGGAAUCGGUCUCCGCCGAGUUGUCUAGCUCUCAAUCGGAUAUUAAACCCAUGAAGAAAAUUCCGGACUCCGACGACGGUUCGGCCGGCGUUGAGGAAUUUCUUCCGAGCCUCCGGUCGGGGAGCUUUGCUGAUAUUGGACCUAGGAGAUACAUGGAAGAUGAACAUGUAAGGAUAGAUGAUCUGUCUUCUCAUUUAGGAUCCUCGGUCUUCAMGUUUCCCAAGCCAAGUGCUUUCUAUGCGGUAUUUGAUGGCCAUGGAGGACCUGAAGCAGCAGCUUAUAUCAGAAAGAAUGUUCUAAGACUAUUCUUUGAGGAUGUUAGGUUUCCUCUAAUGCCAGAUGUUGAUGAAGUCUUGCCGGAGGACAUCGAAAACUUUCUUCGCGAAGCRUUUCUUCUGGCUGAUCAAGCUCUGGCAGAUGAUUCUGAUGUCAGUAGUUCUUCCGGGACGACGGCGCUGACUGCUCUGAUACUUGGAAGGCUUUUAAUGGUGGCUAACGUAGGAGAUUGCCGGGCAGUUCUCUCUCGGAAAGGAGAGGCGGUAGAUAUGUCUCAAGACCACCGGCCAAUUUAUACCUCGGAGAGGCAACGGGUGGAAGAGUUGGGUGGCUACGUUGAUGGCGGCUAUCUUAACGGCGUUUUAUCGGUAUCCAGGGCCUUGGGGGAUUGGGACAUGAAGCUCCCCCAUGGUUCUCCUUCACCUCUCAUUGCAGAACCAGAAUGCAGGCAGGUGGUUUUAACAGAGGAGGAUGAGUUCCUGAUCAUAGCCUGCGAUGGGAUCUGGGACGUGAUGUCUAGCCAGCAAGCAGUCAAUGUGGUUCGACAGGGACUUCAGCGACACGACGACCCUGAGCGAUGUGCUCGAGACCUCGUCCUGCAGGCUUUGCGACUAGACUCAUUCGAUAAUCUCACUGUUGUCGUUGUUUGCUUCUCUAGUUUCCACCGUGACAAUCCGUUGCCACUGCAGCGAAAAUUGAGAUACUGCAGCCUCUCUGCACAGGCCCUUUGUAGCUUGCAGAGAUGGUUAGACAACAGUGGAUGCCAAUGAGUGUAACUAUUUCCUGUAAAACCCCUCAUUUAUAACAGAUUGAAGCGUUCAGCUCUGCAAUCCCAUUUAUUGGAAUGUAAAUAGUUUUCUGAUAUCUACUCCCUCAGAUUGCAGGCAUACAUAGCUUCAAUAAAUCAGCUGAACUCAGCAUAUUUUUGUAAAAUACAUUGAGAUAUUCAGUACAACAGAUUCUGUUAUGUAUUCUA